AAACCCUAACGAGAGAACGACAAGGACACACUCACAGUUGAGACGUCUUGGUGAAACGUGAAUUGAAUCUGUGACAACAUGGACAAGUCAGCCACAAGGAGAGUUGUACUACUGGGAAAAACUGGAAACGGGAAGAGCAGCCUGGCUAAUAUCAUAUUUGGAGAGGCCAGAUUCAAAAUUAACCAUUUUAAUGACUUGAAGGCAUGCGUCUCUGAAGGUGAAACCAAAUCUGUCAAAGGAAGAAGCAUCACUUUGAUCGACACUCCAGGCCUCUUUGACCAGGGCAAGUCUGACAAAGACAUGAGGCCUGAGAUGAUAAGGUGCAUCACAGAGUGCGCUCCUGGGCCUCAUGCUUUUCUCAUUGUGCUCAAAGUGGAGAAAUUCACAGAGCAAGAGAAGGCUUUUGUCACACGAAUAUGUGAACAUUUCUCUGAAGAUGCUCUGAAAUGCGCUGUCAUGGUCUUCACUCAUGGAGACCAGCUCAAUGAAGGAGUGAAAAUUGACGAGUAUGUGCAGCAAAGUGAGGGUCUGAACGACCUUGUGAAGAAGUGUGGUGGUAGAUGCCACGUCUUCGAUAGCAAAUACUGGAACAACAACGAGCAGGAUGAAUACAGAAGCAACCAGUUCCAGGUGGACAGUCUGCUCAACAGUAUAGAGCAGAUAGUGAUGGACAACAAUGGAGGCUACUACACCAAUGAAAUGCUUCAAAAAGUGGAGAGAGAAAUACAAAAAGAGAUAGAGCUCAAUAAGCCGUUAUCAGGAGACAGCUCACCUGAAACAAUUAGAAGGCAGGCUAAAAGUGCUGUCUUAAAGAAGCUGCUAGAAAAUGGAGGGCGGCCAUGGAGUAAGAGCAUUUUGGGUUUGGCAGUUGCAGCAGGAUUAAUAACAGUAGUCUCUGCUGUGUGGAUAAGUUUAAAGGGGAGGGUCAAAGUUCCUGACAAAGUAGUAGCAGACUCAGUGGCAGCAGUAGUCGAGCAGAUAGCUGAGAUGAUGCCAGCUGUGUCUUCACCAGUGGUAGACAUAGUCGAGCAGAUAGCUGAGAUGCCCCCAGCCGUGUCUUCACAACUGGUAGACAUAGUCGAGCAGAUAGCUGAGAUGCCCCCAGCCGUGUCGUCACCAGUCGUAGACAUAGUCGAGCAGAUAGCUGAAAUAGCAACAGGAGAGGCCGAUAAGGGAGCAAUCACAUCAAUGGAGGCAGGCAUGUGGAUCAUGGAUCACCUUAUGUGUUUGUAUGAGAGAACUUACAAUCCUUGGAAUCCAUUUGAAUAGACACCACGAUCAAAUAAUAAAACUCUUGUAAAAAUGGACAAACAGUAAAACUGUGCAGGUUGAAUUAGCUGACCCAUCGUGGCUUCUUAUGACUUCUUUGUUGUUAUAAUUGUUGUAUCAAAUGAAAAUUACAGAUACAUGGGUGCUUUUCAACAUUGAAGGGGUUCUCCACCAAUUGUGCAUGUAAUCAGAAACACUGUUUAACCUUUUCCUUGAUGUCUCCUAUUGCUCCAGAGGAACUCUUCAAUUAUAUCUGAUUAUGUUUUUUUGCUUGACUAUAAAUGUGUUAUUCCACAAUAAAACUGUAUGUUGGCUACA
Molecule: messenger RNA, 1587 nt
Organism: Mugil cephalus (flathead mullet)
Lineage: Eukaryota; Metazoa; Chordata; Actinopteri; Mugiliformes; Mugilidae
Product: GTPase IMAP family member 9-like
Exons: 2
Coding region: 79-1269 (396 amino acids)
Molecular function (GO): GTP binding
Source: RefSeq, a predicted model, not a curated record